UCGUUCGUCAUUGUCAACACAUUAACAAUAGAAUGGCUUCAGCAACCAAAUCAGAGCAGCCGAGGCUACUGACUGUCGCCGCAGCACAGAUGGGCCCAGUAAAAAGCCUCUCAACGCCCAGAUCAGAAACCCUAGACCGCAUGCUACAGCUGCUCCAACAAGCGGCCGACAAAAACGUCAAACUUCUGGUAUAUCCCGAGUUAGCUUUCACUACAUUCUUUGCUUCCUACAUCAUCAAAGACCCGGAGGAGCUUGCCAAGUUCUUUGAGCACACCUCCCCCUCGGACCCCUACGCCUUCGUCAACUCGCCAAACAUCAAACCCCUGAUCGACCGCACCAACGAGCUUGGAAUCGAUCUCUACUUCGGCUUCGGUGAGCGCUUGGUUGAUGCUGCCAAAACGACCGAUUUCAACACGGCCGUAUACUACUCGGCCUCGCAGCGCAGAUGCCUAUCCAAGUACAGAAAAGUGCACCUCCCCGGGCGAAAAGAGCCGCUCACGACCCCGGGCUUCGCGCAGCAGCUUGAAAAGCGCUAUUUCACUGUUGGCGAUCUAGGCUUCCAGGCUUUCCGGGCGCCGGGUUUGGUGGAGGGUGCUUUGAAGGCCAAGGAUGUCGAUUCAGCCACAGACCCGAAGGAAAGCCAAGGGAAAGGCGAUCCCAUUCUCGGGAUGCUUCUAUGCAAUGAUCGUCGAUGGGCCGAAGCUUGGAGGUGCUACGGAUUGCAGGGUAUAGAGCUUCUCUUGGAAGGAUACAACACAACCGCCUUUGCUCCGCAGUACGAAGGAACUCCCGAAUGGCAAGAAGCUGAAGCUCUCCACCACCAUCGCCUUUCUUCCCAAGCAGGAAGCUAUCAGAACGCUUGCUUCAGCAUCCACUCCGCGAAAGCGGGCGUGGAAGACCACGGGUCGCUCAUUGGCGGGUCCAGUAUUGUUGACCCCAAUGGGCAUAUUAUAGCUGAGGCGAAGACAAAAGGGGAUGAGCUUGUGUAUGCGACGAUUGAUCUGGCCAAGUGCCGGAAAGGCAAAGGUAGGGUGUUUGCUUUCGAUGACCAUCGGAGAACUGAACAUUAUGGGAAGCUGUUGGAGCAAACAGGUGUGGUGGAGCCGAGACUUUUAGAUUGA
Messenger RNA from Periconia digitata, 1121 nucleotides. The record is from the annotation of a GenBank genome assembly. Lineage: Eukaryota; Fungi; Ascomycota; Dothideomycetes; Pleosporales; Periconiaceae.